Molecule: messenger RNA, 387 nt
Organism: Adineta steineri
Lineage: Eukaryota; Metazoa; Rotifera; Eurotatoria; Adinetida; Adinetidae
Source: the annotation of a GenBank genome assembly
AUGGAUACUUAUUAUCCUCCAACACGUAGUGAUUUUCGUUGUGCUUUAUGUCAACAAAAAAAUGCCUUUCAUUGUGAACAUGAUACACCUUAUCGUGAUAGAUAUUUAGGCGCAAAUGUUCCAAAUACAUCAGAAAGUUAUGACAGUCAAAAUCGAAAACCAAGAAAUUCAAGUAGAUCACAGAAUAAUAAUGAAAAUGAUAAAAAACGACGAACAAAUUCACUUAAUAAUGUUCAACAUCAACAAAACCAAAGAUAUGAGACAAAAAAUAAUACAAAUGUGAAUACGAAUACAAAUACGACUGUGACUACGACUACGAAUACGAACAGUACUCAGCAAAUAACAGUUGAACAAAAGAAAAAAUCGAAAUCGUGUGUUAUUUUAUAG